Messenger RNA from Rhodofomes roseus, 2373 nucleotides. RefSeq lists its product as uncharacterized. Bases 1 to 2373 code for a protein of 790 amino acids. Lineage: Eukaryota; Fungi; Basidiomycota; Agaricomycetes; Polyporales; Fomitopsidaceae. The record is from RefSeq and is a predicted model, not a curated record. The transcript is spliced from 19 exons.
AUGUCGCGCUCGAUGUCUGACAAAGACAAAGAUCUCUGCGACGCAGGGACGUUUGCCUUCCGUUAUAUGCUCUCCGUCGUGGUGCGGAUCCCCGCCUCGAAGAAUGUCCGCAGCAGACUCUCGCUGGUGCGCAGCGACGUACCGGCGACUAUCCACAUAGUGAACGUCCCGCCUCCCGUAGCUACGUCGGUGUCAACGUCCGAUGUACCCGCAAGGAACCUUCCCGCUGCGCCGGAGGGACACGAGAUGGACACUCGGAGCAGGAGCAGGGCAAGGGCACAAUACGCCCUGAAGCAGCACGCUGAUGUCCUUGAUGUAUGCGACACGAGACGGGGACCGGAGCGAAGGAUCUCUGGUUCCCAGCUGUGCGCCCGACGUUCGCGAAUUGGAGGACGCGCUCCAGGUGGGUUUCCUUCGCGUGCGACCUCUCUGUUCCCGCGAUUGGAGACGUUCCCGCCUCUAAUAGGGAACUACGGGCGUCAUCGACGCUGCGAAGCAGUGCUGCUGGUGCUGUUCCUGACUCGCCGAGCAUCUCGCUCGGCACACGGAUCCGCACUAGACGUUCAAGUUCGACGUGGCGGGAUCCGAUGGUAUCAUCUACCCUUGGGCGCCGCCAUCAUGCUUGCCGUCCGCGAUCCUGGGUGUGCUGAAGGACGCACUCGAGGAGAUGCUGAGACCCGCUUUCGCGACGCAUGUUCCGAGAGGGAGAGACGACAUGGCUCGCCUGCGAGCGCGGAAUCCGAUAUGGAUUGCGUUUGUGGCAUACGCUUCAUCGUGUCUUUCUUGCGACAGCCCGGGUCAGUGCAGCGCGGUUCUCUGACAUUUGAUACGACGGGCGUGGGGUGUGCGGAGUGCGCACCACGGCGAGAGUAUGACGACAGCAGCCUCUCAACCCUGAUACGACAUGUGCGGGCUACGGUAUCUCAUGAUCAAGUACUACUACUAGGGCAUAAACAUGUCCGUGAGCGCACGGUUCCUGAGAGAUGGCGCGCUCUAUUUCGGGUGAAUCACAAAGUAGUUCGCGCAGCCAGUGCAACAGCAACGACUGAGUUCAGCGCAUCGCAGCCUUUGACUAAUGCAAGCACGCUCCAGAAUUCCAACUGGUACUGUUCAUCUAAGCGUACGCUGAACCUUGAGGGCGCGAAUAAUUCGCUGCUCGUGACCGCUGUUGGACUGCACCUUUCCCCCGGUGGCUACAUCUUCGUACUUCAUUUCCCGAUCGCGCGAUACUCUGUGCCGCUAGUUAAAAACCUCCGAUGUUCUUUGACGCAAGCCUCGAAAGCCGAACAAAUAUCAGAGAGCGUUGAUGAGGUCGUAGAUGCGGGAGAACACGAGCUGCUCAGACACAAGUCGCGCAAGAAUAGCAGCGUGUUCCUGUCGCGAGAGCCCAGCCUCGCAUCUAUUUGCGUGCGGUACUCUAUUGAGGAACCCGGAGGUAGUACGCCAGUGAACCUAAUUGCGCGCUGUGCGGCAGGACCGAAGGCCGACAAACCGUGGGUACUUAGUAUGCCUUCGUCUGAACCACCUGCGGUACCGCCUCGUUGUUUGGCGAGCUAUAACUCUCAAACAUUGCCUAUCGUGUCUACCCUUCUGCCGCAAAUCAUGAGCGUAUCCAAAAUUGAGCAGGACACAGUGCUCAAAACUUCACGUAUCUGGAUUGCAAGACGAAGACUGACGGGAGCGCUGCUUAGAGCAGUUCCCGAAACAAUUGCACUCCAGGCUAUCACGGCUAGCUACGAUGCCGUUAUAGCUGUCGUAACGGCCUUGCGUGUCUAUGCUAUCAAUGGCAGAGAUUGGCGACUAUCCAUCAUUGUUUUCAUGUUGCUCCUUCUGUGCAGUGCUUACGAUGUGUUUGAAGGUAGUACUACGCCUGGUGUCGCUGUCCCUCCGCCAGUCGGGUGUAUAGCUGAGAGUUACACUGCCUCUCUACUAGUGGACAUCAUAUUGUAUAUUGUGUCGAUUGCCACGUCAAUCGCUGCGGAUGGUAUCGUGUUCAUCGUUACCUGGCGUCGCACAUACAAUGUCGUACGACUUUCCCGCGAGGCGAACAUCGAGGUGUCUCUCAGCUCACUGUUGUUGAGAGACGGAAUUAUAUACUUCGCAAUAUCGACCAUCUUAACCUCGCGCAUGCUCCUCAACCUGCGAGAAGCGAGCCUUCGCACUAAUGGCGCGUCGACAUCUUCCCACCUCGGCGGGUCUCAGUUAGCAACCAUGCCUGACAUGGACUUUGCGCGCGGUGUCGAUGCAUUUGGGGCCAGCUGGAAUGAUGAUGAAGAUGCGGACGUCGACGAAGGCGAGUUCGAGGAUGAUGAUGGGCUGGAGCGUGAGGUGAUUGGUAGCGAGACGGCGGGGAUCGUAUUGGCUGAAGCAUAG